Mycena indigotica is the source of this 1860-nucleotide messenger RNA. Its product is annotated as Inosine-5'-monophosphate dehydrogenase. The transcript is spliced from 5 exons. Lineage: Eukaryota; Fungi; Basidiomycota; Agaricomycetes; Agaricales; Mycenaceae. The coding region runs from base 1 to 1860 and encodes 619 amino acids. Gene Ontology annotation, cellular component: cytoplasm. The record is from RefSeq and is a predicted model, not a curated record. Gene Ontology annotation, molecular function: IMP dehydrogenase activity. Gene Ontology annotation, biological process: GTP biosynthetic process.
AUGACCGCGAAGAUGAUUCCCAAACUCCUUGCCCUGGCAAAAGCACGGGGGACAGAUGUCGACCCCACCAUCGGUCGACUGGCACACUGGAUCAGCGCACUUUAUGCGAAUGGUAUGGGUGAGGUCGCAAGCACAAGCGUCACACUCAAACUGGACGCCGGGCUCGGUAACGGCUGGAACUUGUUAGAAUCACACAUCAAUUCUCCUGUCACUAUAAAACCCCGGUGGAGAAAAUUUGUCGGUCGGCUAACCGCCCAUUUCAUGACCCUCAACCCUGCUGACGCUCUCAAAGUCCUCGCCGACUACCCUCGCUCCGAUGGGCUCUCCGUCUCCGACCUGAUGGAUUCCCGGAUGCAUGGGGGCCUCACCUAUAACGAUUUUCUCCUUCUCCCUGGCAAAAUCGACUUCACCGCCGCGACUGUUGUAACUGAGAGUCGGAUCACGCGCAAUGUCGUUUUAAAAACACCCUUCAUGAGCAGCCCUAUGGAUACUGUCACGGAAGAGUCCAUGGCCAUUGCGAUGGCGCUGCUGGGCGGAAUCGGUGUCAUUCACCACAACCAGACUGCCGAAAGCCAAGCUGCCAUGGUCCGCGCAGUGAAGCGCCACGAAAACGGUUUCAUCACCGACCCCGUUGUCCUCUCACCGUCCAAUACUGUGGAGGAUGUGCUCGAUAUCAAGCUCCGUCUUGGCUUCUGCGGUAUCCCCAUCACUGAAACCGGACGUCUUGGUGGAAAGCUUGUUGGCAUUGUCACUUCUCGCGAUGUUCAAUUCCGCGACCAUUCGACACCUUUGGCUGAUGUCAUGACCCGCGAUCUUGUUACUGCUCGACAAGGUGUCACCCUCCUUGAAGCCAAUGACAUUCUCCGCGACUCCAAGAAGGGCAAGCUGCCCAUCAUUGACAACGAAAGUCGUCUCGUCUCCCUCCUUGCCCGUUCCGACCUCCUCAAAAAUCAAUCCUACCCUCUCGCUUCUAAAAACCCAGAAACCAAGCAGCUCUACGCAGCAGCAGCAGUUGGUACGCGACCAGCAGAUCGAGACCGUCUCGCACUUCUCGUCGAAGCUGGUCUUGAUAUCGUUGUCCUCGAUUCGUCUCAAGGAAAUUCAACCUUCCAGAUUGACAUGAUCAAGUGGAUCAAGCAGACAUACCCUCGAUUGGAAGUUAUCGCCGGCAACGUCGUUACUCGCGAGCAAACUGCUUCCCUAAUCGCUGCUGGUGCUGACGGUAUUCGAGUUGGAAUGGGUUCUGGCUCAAUCUGCAUCACUCAAGAGGUCAUGGCUGUCGGUCGCCCUCAGGCCACCGCUGUCUACGCCGUUGCCGAAUUCGCCUCUCGAUUUGGUGUGCCCAUCAUUGCCGACGGUGGUAUCAGUAAUGUUGGCCACAUCGUAAAAGCAUUAGCUCUCGGGGCUAGUGCAGUUAUGAUGGGUGGUUUACUUGCUGGUACAGAAGAGGCACCCGGAGAGUAUUUUUAUCACGAAGGCAAGCGUGUCAAGACGUAUCGUGGCAUGGGUUCCCUCGAGGCCAUGGAGCAAGGAAAACCACAAGGCAAGGUCAAGAAGACCUCGACUGUGGAGAAUGCGGCCACCUCUCGCUACUUUUCCGAGAGCAGUGCGGUCAAAGUUGCCCAAGGUGUCAGUGGCGAUGUCCAGGACAAGGGCAGCGUCAGAGCAUUCUUGCCCUACCUAUUUGUUGGCGUGCAACACUCGUUGCAGGAUAUAGGCGUCCGAAGCAUCUCAGAGCUCCGGGAGGGCGUCACUGCUGGAAAAGUCCGUUUCGAAUUACGGACUGCCAGCGCACAAGUGGAAGGAGGGGUCAACGGUCUGAAUUCUUACAAGAAGCGCCUUUUCGCGGCUGCGACUUGA